Molecule: messenger RNA, 2328 nt
Organism: Dipodomys ordii (Ord's kangaroo rat)
Lineage: Eukaryota; Metazoa; Chordata; Mammalia; Rodentia; Heteromyidae
Gene: Alpl
Product: alkaline phosphatase, liver/bone/kidney
Exons: 11
Coding region: 111-1685 (524 amino acids)
Biological process (GO): dephosphorylation
Cellular component (GO): plasma membrane
Molecular function (GO): alkaline phosphatase activity
Source: RefSeq, a predicted model, not a curated record
AGGAUUGGAACAUCAGCUAACGGCUGAUCGCUGGCAGCCGGCUCGCCUCCGCCCACCCACGUCCAUCCAAUCCCUGAGGCCCAGAGCGGAAGCAGGCCUGCGGGUGUGCCAUGAUUUCACCAUUCUUAGUACUGGCCAUUGGCACCUGCCUUACCAACUCCCUAGUGCCAGAGAAAGAGAAAGACCCCAACUACUGGCGAGAACAAGCUCAGCAGACCCUGAAAAAUGCCCUGGUGCUUCAGAACCUCAACACCAACGUGGCCAAGAACGUCAUCAUGUUCUUGGGAGAUGGGAUGGGCGUCUCCACGGUGACGGCCGCCCGCAUCCUCAAGGGUCAGCUCCACCACAGGACCGGGGAGGAGACGCGCCUGGAGAUGGACAAGUUUCCCUUCGUGGCGCUCUCCAAGACCUACAACACCAACGCCCAGGUCCCUGACAGUGCGGGCACUGCCACUGCCUACUUGUGUGGAGUGAAAGCCAACGAAGGCACCGUGGGGGUGAGCGCGGCCACGGAGCGCGGGCGGUGCAACACCACGCAGGGGAACGAGGUCACCUCCAUCCUGCGCUGGGCCAGGGAUGCCGGGAAGUCGGUGGGCAUCGUGACCACCACACGAGUGAACCACGCCACCCCCAGCGCUGCCUACGCGCACUCGGCCGACCGGGACUGGUACUCGGACAAUGAGAUGCCCCCAGAGGCCCUGAGACAGGGCUGCAAGGACAUCGCCUACCAGCUCAUGCACAACAUCAAGGACAUCACCGUGAUCAUGGGGGGUGGCCGGAAGUAUAUGUACCCUAAGAACAAAACCGACGUGGAAUAUCAGGUGGACGAGAAGGCCAGGGGCACGAGGCUGGAUGGCUUGGACCUCGUUGACAUUUGGAAGAGCCUCAAACCCAAAUACAAGCAUGCCCGUUACAUUUGGAACCGCACGGACCUCCUGACCCUUGACCCCUCCACUGUGGACUAUCUCUUGGGUCUCUUUGAGCCUGGGGACAUGCAGUACGAACUAAACAGGAACAACAUGACUGACCCCUCGCUCUCCGAGAUGGUUGAAGUGGCCAUCAGGGUCCUCAAGAAGAACCCCAAAGGCUUCUUCCUACUGGUGGAAGGAGGCAGGAUUGACCAUGGACACCACGAGGGCAAGGCCAAGCAGGCGCUGCAUGAGGCAGUAGAGAUGGACCGGGCAAUCGGGCGGGCAGGCGACCUGACGUCUCUGGAAGACACGCUGACCGUUGUCACUGCUGACCAUUCUCACGUCUUCACCUUUGGUGGAUACACCCCCAGGGGCAACUCUAUCUUUGGGCUGGCCCCCAUGGUGAGUGACACGGACAAGAAGCCCUUCACAGCCAUCCUGUAUGGAAACGGGCCUGGCUACAAGGUGGUGGGUGGCGAGCGAGAGAACGUCUCCAUGGUGGACUAUGCUCACAACAACUACCAGGCCCAGUCUGCUGUGCCCCUGCGCCACGAGACCCACGGUGGGGAGGACGUAGCUGUCUUCGCCAAGGGCCCCAUGGCACACCUGCUGCACGGCGUCCACGAGCAGAACUACAUCCCCCACGUGAUGGCAUAUGCCUCUUGCAUUGGGGCCAACCUGGACCACUGUACCUGGGCUAGCGCGGCGGGCAGCCCUGCUCCCGGGCCCUUGCUGCUCCUGCUGGCGCUGCUCCUUUUCAUCAGCCUGGUCUGAGGGCCCAGGGCCCGGGCAUCCAUGAGCCCAAGACACAUGACCAGCCUCCCUACCCAGUGCUGCCCAUCGCGGGCGGCCCACACCUCAAAGAUGGGAGGACUAGGCCCCCAUGGUCUCUGUAGCCACCAGAUAGGGAGGAUGGGGGGCCCAGGAACCAAAGUCUGCCGCCCGCCUUGCUCCCUUUGGACUCCAUUGUGGCCCAGACCCAUUCCUGGCUUCAGCCUUCGCUCCCUCCUCAACAGGGUAGGUUUCUUCGGGGGGCAGACAGAGCAUAGACUACAGAAAUUCUCAAAGCAUCUUAUUUUUCUACCAAAUAUACUUCUCCAGACAUGGAACAUUUCAGAUCUGAUCUUCCCAUUCCACUUUCCUCCUCCUGGAACCACCUGGCCCCCAUGCUUCUGCCCUGAACCCCGAGCCCCAGCCCUCUAUGCAGGGAAAACUAGGUCUCUCCUCAUGAGGGGAGUUGCUUGCUCGCAGCAAGGCCGCUGGGGGCCCAGGAAGCCAGCGGGAGUCUAGCUGUCCACCCGGAGUGGCCAGGCCAGGAAGCGCAGCCUGGCGGGCACAUACUGCCCAGCUCUGAACACACAUGCCAACUCCCGUCUGAAGAGACUCUCCUGUUUGGAAUGGCAAAAAAAAAAAAAAA